AAAACUUUGUUAAUAACCAUGCCGGAAUAUAAGUCAGAGUCUUCCUGUUCUUCCAUUGUAGAUGAGAAAGCCAAAAAAGAUAAUGCAGCAUCACAAGCACUGGUCCCAUAUAAGGGCCCUCAGGAAGCUGUUGAGAUUAUUUAUGAAAAUAAAAUGACAAACACUGAAGUGGCAAAUAAAGACAUUUAUUUUGGCUACCCAUGUCGACGUCGCAGCUGUGCAUUAACAAUCACCCCAGCACCAUGUGUCAACAAAAUUAUUUCAAAUAUUGAUGGUCUGGAAUUUAAAAUACAGGAACAUUUGAAAAGAUUUGAAACUGCUUUGGAAGAAUGGGUCAGAAUUUCUUCUACAAAACCCUCAGAAGAGUGGAGUAUUGUUACACAAAUGGCAGAGGUUAAACCAGAAGAGAGGGAAAAAUGUCCAGAAUUAAAGAAGGAAAUUGAAACAUUGCUAGCUGAGGCCAUCCAUCUCAUUAAAAGCCUAGAAACUGACCGGGCAGAAGCUGAAGACGCCCUACUAAAGCAAAAAUUAAGAAGGGAAAAACUGAGUGUGAAAAUAGAUUCUUGGUCAGUCUGGAGACUUCAGAAAAUUCCAUUAGCUGUGCAAAAAGAGCAUGAUGCCUUUUUAAAAGAUAUUGUAGAAUUGCAAUGGGAUAUUGAAAAUAAAACUCAUAAACUUAAAUACCUUCAGGAACAAAAGGAAAAAUUAGAAACAUACAAUGAAAAAAUUCAAGCAGACAUAGAGUACAUGAGAAGUCAUGUUCCUCUUUUGAUGGAAAAGCAGCGCCAUGAAUUUUAUGUUUUAGAGGAACAAUAUAAAAACAAGUAUAAGGCAGUAGAACUCUAUCAACAAAUUAAUGAUGAACUUCAAGAAAUUACAGAAUACAAUGAAAAUGUCAAAUUGAAAGCUAAACAAGUGAAAGAAGAAUCAGAAACAGAUAUUGAAGAUGAUGAAUUAAGCUUAAUAGUCUAUGAACAAGACAUACAGAGGCUUGACAAUCUGAUUACAUAUUACUCAAAGUCAGCAGAUACCCUCUCUGUUCAUAUUGAAAAAAAGGAGGAGAGACUGAGUGACCAUGAGAGGGCAACCAAGUCAAUAACACAUGAAAUUCGUACUUUAGUAAAAGUGUUACAAGAGUUAAAAAAGGAGUAUGAACAACUAGUACUGAGAAGAAAGGUUGUGGAUGCUGAGUUCAUAAUAGCAUUUAAUGACUAUCAUGCUGCAAAAAGAACUUGGGAAAUAGAAGUUUCUGAACUUGAAAAGGAUUUCACAGAUUUAAGCAAAGAAUAUGUUAAUUUGAAAGAAGAAAAUAAGAAACUUAUCAAAGAUAGUGAACUCAUAGCACGUUAUACCAAUGAUAGUACAAAGGCAAAGGCAGACAUUGAGUCUGAAAUCCAUGUUAUGUUAAAAAUGGUCAUAAAAAAUGAUCAGCUACAUAAAUAUUUACACAGGAGAGCUUAUGAAAUCAGUGCUGUUUACCACCUAACUAGAUAUAAAUUAGAAGACUUAGAAGAGAAAAUAGUUGAAGUAAGAAGAAAAUUUAAGGGUAGAGAAGAAUUCUUGAAAAAAAGAACUCGAGCUAUAGUGGUCCACGAACUAAUGGAUCAGAAAAAACUUCUGAGCAUUGCAGACUAUCUUGACAGCGAGAAGCUACUCUUUUUGAAAAGAAAACGAAUCUAUUCCCUACUCCUGAAAACAAUAGAGGAACCGAUCGAUAAAAUCAAAGAAGAGGCUGCAAAAAUCAGAGAGAGUCACCGAGAACAUGCUAUCGAAAAACAAUCAGCCAUUUUAAAAGAAAUAGAGACUACUUUAAGCAAAAUAACUUUUUUUCAAACAAAAGUAAAUCAAUUAGACACAGACUUAGAAGAAAUGGAAAGAGAAAAAGAAUGUUUUGCUUAUCUAAUUAGCAACUCAAGAGAAAAACUUGUAAGUAAUAACUAUAAAAAGGAACAAACAGAACUCGUUUUCAGUCACCUCAUACAAGAGAAAAAAGCCUGUGAAAAGAGAAUAUCUGAGGAAGAAAAGAAAUUUAAACAGCUCUUUUCUAUGAGGAACAAAACUCUUGCAGAUAUUAAAGAAAUUCAAAGAAAUUCCUUGAAAGAAAAUCUACGUUUAGCUCAAGAAUACGUGAAAUUGCAGAAUACUUUCUUUACAGUAAAGAAUGAUUAUUUAAGCCAGUAUGACAAACAGUCACAACUUGACAAUGCAAUUACAGAUAAAGCACAGCUCUGUGAGCUGCAAAGAAGUAUAUUCAAGGUGUGGCAGAAGUACUUCGAACUGGUACUCCUCUACAGCCAGGUGAAACUGGCCCAGUUCCAGUCAUUCUCUCAGGAGAGUGUUGAGAAAAUACUUGCUGUGCAGAUUAACUGGAUGGAUGUCAAUAUUGAUCUAGAAUACGCAAUGUAA
Molecule: messenger RNA, 2406 nt
Organism: Sorex fumeus (smoky shrew)
Lineage: Eukaryota; Metazoa; Chordata; Mammalia; Eulipotyphla; Soricidae
Gene: CCDC178
Product: coiled-coil domain containing 178
Exons: 19
Coding region: 19-2406 (795 amino acids)
Source: RefSeq, a predicted model, not a curated record